Pundamilia nyererei is the source of this 3358-nucleotide messenger RNA. RefSeq names its product growth factor independent 1A transcription repressor b (gene gfi1ab). Lineage: Eukaryota; Metazoa; Chordata; Actinopteri; Cichliformes; Cichlidae. The coding region runs from base 1268 to 2524 and encodes 418 amino acids. Gene Ontology annotation, biological process: regulation of transcription by RNA polymerase II. Gene Ontology annotation, molecular function: DNA-binding transcription factor activity, RNA polymerase II-specific; RNA polymerase II cis-regulatory region sequence-specific DNA binding. The record is from RefSeq and is a predicted model, not a curated record. The transcript has 6 exons.
CCGGAGCGGAUUUACUAACGGUUACCUGGUGAUAUAUUAAAAUAAUAAGUAAAGAAACGCAAUGAAAUGAAAAGUCAUCCAAAAUGCGCAUGUGUGAAUUUCGGCUCCGUGGCAAUUCAAGCGUCUCAAGCCACGAAUAAUAAAACUUUAAAGCGCAAACAUGGCCUGAUAGCCACCUGUAUUUACUGCAAACGAAUGCAGGUUUUUGAUCACACUUUCACUUCAAUGCCGUCUCAAAACUGUUUUAUUACACCUGCAGUGGAUGAAAGGCACCAGGACGCACGACUCCGUCUUAUUGAUCAGCGCGUAAUGACGCUCUAAUCUUCGACCUGUGCGAACAGAAAACAAACUGUCUCCGUUAUUUGCUUCUUCCUCUCGGGGUAAUGUGAAACGGUCACCGCAGGCGUUAGGACGGAGAGUGUCUGUCACAUAAUAACAGUUUAUGGGCUCAAGUGACCACCAGACCGGGACAACACUUUGUCCUGUGUGGAGCCGGCAGUGAGUUUUGAUCAGAGAGACACUGCGGUGCGUUUUUAUGUGAGGAUUUAUUCUCAAUGAAUUAUUUUUCCUCUAGCGUUUUAUUGGCUGAACUCAACCGGAGACACUCUUGGCAAACCCGAAGCGUUUGGUCAAAUUUUAAUUGCAGCCUAUAAGAAUAAUAAGACUACCCCGCCGGUUCAAAGUUUCUCCCACCCCUUUAUUUUACCACGACGUGCUACUUCAAGCUCCCCAGCAAGGCACCCUGGGGUGUGUCUCCCCGUUUCCUCUCCCCCUGCCCCCUUUAAAGAUUGAGAAAGGCGCCGAUAAAGCCUGUAUCACCUCUCCCGACUGCCACGGGCUCCAUGGGAGACACGAGCUGCAGUCUGCGAGAACUUCGGCAGCCCCAAGCUGUGGAAAAGUUAAACACUGCAAAAAGUGUCUCAUAGACUUAUCGUCCCAAGUUGUACUUUUAAACAAUAAAUACACUUUUCUCUUCUUCAUUCCACCUGCGUUUCUUGUAAGAAAGGAAACCACUGUCGGGUUCUGAAAUGAGUCCGUUUGCUCUAAAGAUGCAAGACGACGUCGCCCCCGCUGCAGACAGUUUUCCUACAGCCUGCUCUGACUAAAACUCUGCAGGCGGAUAUUUUUUACAGCGCACUGAGCUGUGGCGAGCAGCCUCGACACCUGUCCGACGACACCUGGCAGGCGUGACCGACAGUCCGCGCAUGCUCCCUUGUCAGGUUGAAAUCUCUUAAAGCACUUGGGAGCAACAUCACCACACCAGUAGAUGUCAAAUCUUGGAGCGAGCGGCCUCGGGCGCAGGAGGACUGCUCUCUACAGCUGGAUUAUUGUCACUGAUUUGUUCUGUUCCGCUUCAGAGAUGCCCCGCUCCUUCUUGGUGAAGAGUAAGAAGGCGCACAGUUAUCACCAACCCCGAAGUUUUGAGGAUGACUACAACAAGCUGGACACGAUACUAGCGCACAUAUGCUCGGAGGGAGAUAAACUCCCAGAAGAAGACACGGAUAUGUCGGUGGACAGGUACAACCUGUCUCCGGACUCCCACCUGGGUGACGCAGCAGAUUUCUCCCCCAAGUCUCCGCUGAGCUGUGCCGACAGCCUGUGCCCUCGCUCCCCGGACUAUGAGGACUUCUGGAGGCCUCCAUCUCCCUCCGCCUCGCCAGCUGAUUCGGAGAAAUCUCUUUCUCCCCUGGUGGACGAGACUCAGCCCUUCACCGUUCCAUUCCGGCCGUACGCCUGGAGCAGCAGCUAUCCCAGGCCGGAGCUGAGGCCGCUGGUGCAGCCAAGCCUCCAUACGGGAAUGGAGGUAGAAAGAGGCCCGGCUGCGAUGGGCUUCUACGGAGACAGAAGCACCCAUCCUGCCCUGUAUGCAGACCGAGCUCUGGGAGAGGAGACCUAUGGUAACUACAGGAGGCACGCUGCUGCUCUGCUGUUUCCUGAGGCAGGCAUGCACGGAAAAACCCACGACGUGAACGCGCAGUCUGAUCUGCUGUGCUCUAGCCUCAUCCUCAAUGGGGCUUACAAGUGCGUCAAGUGCAGUAAGGUGUUUUCCACUCCCCACGGUUUAGAAGUGCACGUCCGCAGAUCACACAGCGGCACCCGGCCAUUUGCGUGCGAAAUCUGCGGCAAAACUUUCGGACACGCAGUGAGCCUGGAACAACACAAGGCCGUGCACUCUCAGGAAAGAAGUUUCGACUGCAAAAUAUGCGGUAAAAGUUUCAAGCGGUCGUCAACUCUGUCGACUCACCUGCUUAUCCACUCCGACACGCGGCCGUACCCAUGCCAGUACUGCGGCAAAAGGUUCCAUCAGAAGUCGGACAUGAAGAAACACACCUUCAUCCACACAGGUGAAAAGCCACACAAAUGCCAGGUGUGCGGGAAGGCGUUCAGCCAGAGCUCCAACCUCAUUACGCACAGCAGGAAACACACCGGAUACAAACCUUUCGGCUGCGACCUCUGCGGCAAAGGUUUCCAGAGAAAGGUGGAUUUGAGGAGACACAAGGAGACGCAGCACGGGCUGAAAUGAACUGACGCGGCACCAUGGAGUCAAUCUAAUCUGACUUCAGAGCAAUCAUUUGCUCAUUCCUAGGAAGUCGUUUUUAGACAUCCGGCAUUUUCGACUUUUCCUCCUUCUGCCAUCCACCUUGAGGACAUUUUUCGGAUCAAGAUCGACUCUGACUCUCAUUUAGCUUGUUAAACGUGCAUUGAACCUAUAUUUAACAACGACAGAUGGUGUUUUUUAUUUAUUUUAUAAGGGAAAAAAAACGUUUAACGGGCGACUUUUUGCAGUGCGAAGACGAGCAACACUAACGAGACCAGCCUGCUGCAGAAUGUUACAUGCUCACAAAACCAGAGAUAAGCUGUGGACUUUAAAAUACAUGACAUGUAAGCGCGAUAAUAAUAAUAAUAACAAUAAUAAUAAAAUUGUCUGUGUCUUAAGCCCAAAAUAUUAGCAGUCACACUUCAAUAACAGGAUUGGCAGAGCCAUAAAGAAACAGAUGCAAAUCUGCGCUUCUCCAAAAGAACAGACGUAGGAUUUUGUUGUCAGCUACAGCGAUGCUGGCAAAACAGUUCUUCCACUGUCUGAUUUAAUAAUCGCUUCCAUUACCAAGCUGGUAUCUUUGGUCUAUUUUGCACAUUUUCUUGUCAAAUUUAAUCUUCUAUCGUUUACAAAUAAAUAUUACUUCUCUUCAAAUAUGUAUUCCAGUUUCUUGUUGAUGUUUUAAAAUGAUUAUUAUUAUUAUCAAAAUUUCAAUGCAGUUAAAAAUAUGGAUGAGUUAAGUUUUUCCAAACGAAAACAGAGACGGAACGGAAAAAGCGUGCAUAAAAAUAAAACAGAUUACAUUAAAGUAAAGGUCGG